This is a messenger RNA of Trichechus manatus latirostris (Florida manatee), 2052 nucleotides long. RefSeq names its product killer cell lectin-like receptor 2. The transcript has 7 exons. NCBI's taxonomy places the organism in Eukaryota, Metazoa, Chordata, Mammalia, Sirenia, Trichechidae. The record is from RefSeq and is a predicted model, not a curated record. Bases 890 to 1675 code for a protein of 261 amino acids.
UAUUGAUAUCCAUUAAUAGAUUGAGUUCCUUAUGGAUAUUAACCAAUGACUGCCUAUUGACACAUUUUAUUUUCACAUAUGCUUCUCUGGCAACAUCAUACACUAGAAGACUAUUUCUAAAAUUUUAAUGUACAAGGAAUUAUUUGGGAUUAAAAAUACAAAUGUCUGGGCUCCAACCUAAUAGAUUCUUAUUUAGCCAUCUUGUGUGGGCACUAGAAUCUGGGAUGUUAGCCAAUCCCCUCAUAUAAUUCGUGUAUAGGUGGUUUCUGAGAUGCACUCUGAGAUGCACUCAGAUCACUCUGAAAAAUACUCCAGUAGAGUCGUGUAGUAAUUAAAAAGAACCUAAGGGCUUUGUUUAUAUUCAUAAAUAUAUAUAUCAGAACAUGUAUAUUAAGCAAAGAAAUAAGGCUCUUUCUAAUGUAGGUUUUUGUUUAAGCCAAGAGAUUUAUAUUAUUUCUGAAUGUAGGAUUUGUUUUUGCUUUUAGAAUCGAUAACUUUAAAAGUGUUUCAGUGAUUUGGGAUGAUAGCAAUUUUACCUAAGAUUUGUACAUGCAUGAUGAACAUUAUUAAUAAAACUGGUUGGUGAACAGGACGAUAAUCUAUUGGUAGGUUUUUUAAUGCUUUCCAUAUUUUAGAGUAACGAUGGCAACGAACAUUAAGAGUAUAAAUGACUUCCAAGGACAUGUCAUAAGAUUUUCUGUUUCCUAUGUAAGUCAGGCCCAGUUUGUAUUUUUUAGGUACUUUAAGAAGUUAAUAAACACACACACAUACCUAUUCCUCUCAGCUUCAAAUCCUGGUAUGUUCUUAUAGGCUGACAUUUUAAUUUUUCUUAGAAUUCAUCCUGUUGCAAGGUUUUAGUAGAAAACAUCUUUCUUUUCUUACCUUAGACAUGAGUAAUCAGGAAGUGAUUUAUUCAACUCCGGGAUUUCUUCAGUCUCCUUCGGAGUCACAGCGUAGAUUAAGGCCUGGUGGUACUAAAGGCCCAGGGAAACUGAUGACAAAGGAGUUUUCAGCGCCCUGGCGUCUCAUUGCAAUAACUCUGGGGGUCUUCUGUUUGCUUCUGUUGAUGACAGUCGCCGUGUUGGGAACAAAGAUUUUCCAGUAUAUUCAAGAAAAACAUCACCAGGAGGACAUGCUACGAAACCUGAGUCAAAAUCACCACAUUAUGCAAAAUGACAGCUACUUAAAGGAGCAGAAAAAGGAACUGGAUUCAUCCUUUAUAAAAAAGAGCGAAUGUCAUAGAAAAAAUGAGAUCUCUUCAGAAUCUUUGCAAAACAUGGGCAAACUCUAUGAAGAAAAAUGGACCUGCUGUGGAGUAACCUGUUAUUAUUUUACCACUGAACAUAAAACCUGGAAGGACUGCCAGCAGAUUUGCCAAAAUUACGGAUCAUCCCUUCUGAAGAUAGAUGAUAAAGAUGAACUGGUUUUCAUUCAAUCCCAGGCUUAUCACAAUACUUACUGGAUUGGAUUAGCAUAUGAUAAUAUGGAAAAUAAAUGGAAAUGGGUCAACAGUAGCACAUCGUCUGGAUUUAAUUUUACAAUAAUGAGCUUACCUUCUCGGAGAGGAAAUUGUGCAUUUUUAACCUCAACAAGAAUAACAGAUAUCAGAUGCUCUAACACCUACAACUGUAUCUGUGAGAAGAGAGUGGAUUGUAUUUUCCCUAAUUCAUUAUGAAUGAAGACGAAUGUAAAAAUGGAAUUUUGUCAUUUUUUUGUUUGCUUCCUAUAAAAACUUAGAUUAUUUACAAAUAAAUGUUUUUUGACUUGCAGGGCUUACUCCAUUGUAGAAAGAAAUAGAGAUGAUCUGAAAGAGUCAAAUGCCCAUAGGUGAAUGAAUGACACUUGUGGUAUAUCCAUACAAUGGAAUGCUACUCAGUUAAAAAAAGGAAUGAACUACAGACAAACGAACCAACAGAAAACAUGGAUGAAUUCCAAAAUGAUGUUGAACAAAAGAAGCUAGGUACAAAAGAGUACAUGAUGUAUGCUUUUCUUUAUAUGAAAUUCUAGAAUAAGCAAAACUAAUUCAUAGUGACAGAGAGGAGAUAAUUGACU